Dreissena polymorpha is the source of this 9760-nucleotide messenger RNA. RefSeq lists its product as uncharacterized. The record is from RefSeq and is a predicted model, not a curated record. The coding region runs from base 20 to 6256 and encodes 2078 amino acids. Lineage: Eukaryota; Metazoa; Mollusca; Bivalvia; Myida; Dreissenidae. The transcript has 38 exons.
CCGUGUGUGUCCCAUCCCUAUGGAUCUGGUGAUGGUGGUGGACUGUUCAGCUAGUAUUGGGCAAGACUUUCCCAUUCUGAAAAUGUUCCUUAGCAACCAGCUGGCCAAAUUUGAUAUAGGGCUUGGUGCAACACAGACGCGUGUCUCUGUGGUGAGACUAGGGGAUAAGACUAUUCUACCACAGCACGCCACUCUUUUAUCGCAAUCGAGAGACAUAGCGGCCGUCAGCACAGCCAUCUGGGCCUUACAGGGUGGUGCUCAGACCACAAACAUUGCCAGUGCCAUAGAAGUGGCAACACAACUCUUAGACAAAGAAUCCACAGAUCCAAAUAAAGCCAAGGUGAUAUUCAUUGUGACGGAUAGUCAGUCGUUGAAUCCGUUUGAGACCUACUACCGGUCCAUCCUAGCAAAGGAGAAGAACUACUAUGUGUUUGUACUGGUUGUUGGAGGGGUUAACCCCUUACCAGAGAUGCAGAGGAUUGCUUCAGAGGCGAACAAAGUCCAGAGCAAGACCUUUGACGUGUUAGUAAAUACUGAUGUGACUGGAGAAAUAUGUCAGGCUGCUACCUCCUGGAGUUCAGUCGUUGUUGUCCCUGAUGACCCAUGCAACCUCCUCAUGGAUCUUGUGUUAAUAAUGGAUUUCUCAGCCAGUUCCACUCUUGACCCAUUGGGAAAAGUUAAGCUGGCUAAUUUCAUCAUGAAUCUUCCUCUUGCUACCAGCAAGGUAAAUGUUGGGGUUAUACCAUUUGGUGACAAAGUUAAUGACCUCAUAUUGGAACUAUCCAGUGAUGCAACAACUGUUACUAAUUUCAUCCUCGCCCAGACGCUAUUCAGAAUUCCAGGGACAGAGACUGCAGCUGCACUUGAAGCGGGUCUAACAAUGCUGCUAAACCGCGGCAGGAUAAACGCUGUAAAGGCCAUGAUUGUUGUAACAGAUGGUGCUUCUACUAACCAUGCAAGCACUGUACAGAAGUCUCUAGAGAUUAGAAGCCAAGGUGUGUAUGCUGUGUGUAUUGGUGUGGGCAACGUGUUCGUAGAUGAGGUGCGAGCCAUUGCUGAUACAGGAUCCAACUCUCUCAUAAUCAGGGAUAACAUACAAGACGUCGAUGUCCAAGAAAUUGUGGAGAGAACCUGCCCUGCCAAUUUCAAGUGUUCCUACAAUCUGCAUGUGACAUUUAUCUGGUUUAUACAAGGAUUGACGGUGUAUGACAAAGCCAAAACCUUCACUAAAGGCCUGUCAGAUAGAUUUGCCAAUAUAUUGGCCAGUGUUGUGGACGUGAGCGCCGUCACAGAUAUCACCGCGGCAUUAGCAGCAGCCUUUGACGAGAUGGGCAGGAGUGUUCUCAAGGACACGGUGCAUAACAUCAUCAUCAUCACGGACCGAGCACAUGGCGACAUCGGCAAUGCCAUAGUUCUACAACAAGUUGCAGAAGCAGUACAGAGGGCAAAGGACUCUGGGAUCAAGGUGACCUUGAUUCAUGGCAACCCAGCAGCAGACACUGGCAAACUGUGGGAACAAUAUGCCUCCUCACCGAAGUUUGCUUUUUAUGCGGACGAUUUCACAGAAAAGCUAACUGCUUGGAAAAUACACCGGAGUUUAUGCAAAGAGCCAUGUGUGAGUGGCUUUGAAAUCAAGCCCAGCGGUGAGUGCGGCAUGUGUGGGCUUGGGACGUACCGUGAUGCACGUGCCUCCUACAGAUGUAUGGUGUGUGACCUGGGAGCCAGUACGUCCAACCCAGGAUCUACAUCUCCUUUGGACUGCAUAUUGCAGAAGUGUCCAAAGCCCAUGGAUCUGGUACUUAUUGUGGACAACUCGGAUGGGAUAUUGCAGGCUGAAUUCUUUAAGGUGCAGGCCUUCCUCUCAACCCUGGUCAACGGAUUUGAAAUUGAUCAAGCCAAAACAAGGAUAAGCCUGAUAGAAAUGGCUGAGCCAUUCGACAGCCGUAUUUUCAAGCUGUCCCAGUCUGUGAACAGUGUGGCAGUCCAGGGUCGCAUCCUGAACAUCCCUGAGGGAGCAAGCUCUAAGGCUUUGACCGGUCAGGCUGUGCAAGCAGCAACCACGCUGUUCAAGCAAGAGGGUCGCAAUCCGAAUGGGUUUCCUCUAAUCAUUGUGUCUCUGUUGAAUGGGCCAUCUGAUAGCUCUUUCGAUACAAAGUACUACAGUGCCAAAGCACAGCUUGGUGGAGCACACAUGCUUUCUGUUGGACUCGGGAGUGCUGUUUUACGAGAUGAGCUGAACGCUUUAGCUUCUGAUCCACUAAAAGACAAAUAUGAGUCGCCUCCGUUUUCUGUUGACGCGACUGAUUCAGCAAAACGAGUUCAAGACUCCAUUUGUCAAGCUGCCAGCAACUACAAGCCGAUUACUCCAGACAACCCUUCAGGCAGCAUUUUAGGUGAGUGCCAGGCUAACAUGGACAUGGUCAUCGUCCUCGACGCAUCCAUCAGUAUCCAGUCAGACACCUUCAUGGCUUUGAAAAUUUUCCUAAAUGACUUUGUGUCCAGAUUGGAUGUUGGUCCAGACAAGAUUCGUAUAGGAGUUGUGGCUUUCUCCGAUGUGGUACACACCAGUAAUGUGUUCAAUCUCAAAGACUGCGUGUCGAUGUUCGAUCUCUUGUCCCUUGGAAUAUUUAAUCAGAUACAAAAAAGCAACCCGGGUACCAACACAGCAGACGCUCUCAGAACCACGAUUGAGAUGUUCAAGACUCAAGGCCGACAGAACUCUCCCUAUGUGGCCAUAGUGAUGACAGAUGGGAGGUCAGACAACGCUGUUGAAACUGCCAAUCAGGCAAAUGCAGCCAAGGAUUUGGGUAUCCAUGUUGUGACCAUUGGUUAUGGCAACAGUUUGUUCACUGAAGAGCUCUAUGUGAUGGCCACAGAUGCAAACUCGGUGAAGAUUAUCAACAACUUUGCCGACCUCACAGUGAAGGAACUUCUAGAUCUCUCAUGUGCAUUCAAUUUUAAAUGCUCUCUGACUAUGGACGUGAUUGCCCUGUGGGAUACACAAGACUUUGAAACAAUCAAACGUGCCCAGAAAUUCAUUGAGAACCUUGGCAAAAGCUUUAGUGGAUCAGUGCUUAGCAACGUAUUUGUACAUCAUGUGCAACAUGUUGGACUGGCUAUUAAGGAGGCGUAUGAGACACUGGCUGCUCGACCCCCAUCAGCUGCAGUGACACAGGCCAUUCUGAUCAUCACAGACAAAGACCUGACCAGUACUGUCAAAGAUUCUAUGAAAACCUGGACGGACACUGCCAAGAACGCUGGAAUGAUUGUGGCAGUUGUUGAUUCACGGAAGCCUACACCCAACGGAAUAGAUGAACUAGCAUCCAAUACAAAACAGAGCUUCCAGACAAACAUGUUUGACAUGCUUCCAUACAGUCUUGUUAUACAGAGGAGUCUGUGUACAGGGCUGUGCCGUCGCGGGAACUACAUCAACUCCCAGGCAUCAGGGAACUGCAUGGAGUGCCCAGUGAACACGUACAAUGAUCAGUUCAACCAGCUCACUUGCAAGCCCUGCCCAAUAGGAACCACAACCAGGGCAUCCGGCAGUGACGAGCUCACUGACUGCAGGCCAGAUUGGUGUGACCCUGGCCACCAAUAUGAUGAUCCCACGGACAAAUGUGUACCAUGCGGUAUUGGCUUCUUCAAAACCAACAAUGACAUGAACUGCAUUAGAUGCCCCAAUGGUCAGACUACAUAUACAAACACUGCUACAUCUGGUGCAGCAUGCCAAGCGGUCUGUGGUGUAGGCAACUACAUCGAUGUGUCCAGUGGGGCUUGCCUCCCUUGUCCUGAAAACACAUACAAUGACAAGGAGAACCAACUCAAGUGUAUCGACUGUGUCCCACCAAAGCACACCAUGGGAACAGGAAAGGAUGAGGAAUCAGACUGUAGGCUAGAUUGGUGUGGCCCUGGCUACCAAUAUGAUGAUCCCACAAACAAAUGUGUACCAUGCGGUAUUGGCUUCUACAAAACUAACAAUGACAUAAAAUGCAUCAACUGCCCCAAUGGUCAGACUACGUUCACAGACACUUCUACAUCUGGAGCAGCAUGUCAAGCUGCUGGCUGUGGUAAAGGCAACUUCAUCAAUGUGGCUAGUCAGACUUGCCUCCCUUGUCCUGAAGACACAUACAAUGACAAGGAGAACCAAGUCAAAUGUAUCGACUGUGUCCAACCAAAGCACACCAUGGGAACAGGAAAGGAUGAGGAAUCAGACUGUAGGCUAGAUUGGUGUAACCCUGGAUACCUGUAUGUUGAUGAUCUCAUCGACAAAUGUGUACCAUGCGGUAUUGGCUUCUACAGAACUAACAAUGACAUGAAAUGCAUCCAGUGUCCAAAUGGUCAGACUACGUACACAGACACUGCUACAUCUGCAGCAGCAUGUCAAGCUGCUGCCUGUGGUAAAGGCAACUUCAUCAAUGUGGCUAGCCAGACUUGCCUCCCUUGUCCUGAAGACACAUACAAUGACAAGGAGAACCAAGUCAAAUGUAUCGACUGUGUCCAACCAAAGCACACCAUGGGAACAGGAAAGGAUGAGGAAUCAGACUGUAGGCUAGAUUGGUGUAACCCUGGAUACCUGUAUGUUGAUGAUCUCAUCGACAAAUGUGUACCAUGCGGUAUUGGCUUCUACAGAACUAACAAUGACAUGAAAUGCAUCCAGUGUCCAAAUGGUCAGACUACGUACACAGACACUGCUACAUCUGCAGCAGCAUGUCAAGCUGCUGCCUGUGGUAAAGGCAACUUCAUCAAUGUGGCUAGCCAGACUUGCCUCCCUUGUCCUGAAGACACAUACAAUGACAAGGAGAACCAACUCAAGUGUAUCGACUGUGUCCGACCAAAGCACACCAUGGGAACAGGAAAGGAUGAGGAAUCAGACUGUAGGCUAGAUUGGUGUAACCCUGGAUACCUGUAUGUUGAUGAUCUCAUCGACAAAUGUGUACCAUGCGGUAUUGGCUUCUACAGAACUAACAAUGACAUGAAAUGCAUCCAGUGUCCAAAUGGUCAGACUACGUACACAAACACUGCUACAUCUGCAGCAGCAUGUCAAGCUGCUGCCUGUGGUAAAGGCAACUUCAUCAAUGUGGCUAGCCAGACUUGCCUCCCUUGUCCUGAAGACACAUACAAUGACAAGGAGAACCAACUCAAGUGUAUCGACUGUGUCCCACCAAAGCACACCAUGGGAACAGGAAAGGAUGAGGAAUCAGACUGUAGACUAGAUUGGUGUGAUGCUGGCUACCUAUAUGUUGAUGAGACAAACGCCUGUGUCCCAUGCGGUAUUGGCUUCUACAGAACCGACCAUGACAUGGAAUGCAUCAGGUGUCCAAAUGGUCUGACCACCCUCACACCCACUGCCACUUCUGCUGCGGCCUGCACUGCUGCUGCCUGUGGUAAAGGCAACUUCAUCAAUGUGGCUAGCCAGACUUGCCUCCCUUGUCCUGAAGACACAUACAAUGACAAGGAGAACCAACUCAAGUGUAUCGACUGUGUCCCACCAAAGCACACCAUGGGAACAGGAAAGGAUGAGGAAUCAGACUGUAGACUAGAUUGGUGUGAUGCUGGCUACCUAUAUGUUGAUGAGACAAACGCCUGUGUCCCAUGCGGUAUUGGCUUCUACAGAACCGACCAUGACAUGGAAUGCAUCAGGUGUCCAAAUGGUCUGACCACCCUCACACCCACUGCCACUUCUGCUGCGGCCUGCACUGGUUCAGGUGCUGUGAAUGCAUUUGGUCUCACUAUGGACCUCCUGGUAGUGACUGAUCUGUCUGCCUCUACAACCUCAGCUGGUCUGGCGUCUGUGAGGACAUUUCUUUCUGAAAUGGUGUCCAGAAUGAGCGUCAAUAAUAGGUACACCCAUGUUGGGAACAUGGCAUAUGCACGUGGAGUGUCAACUCUGAUGACCCUCGAAUCAGGACAGUUCCCAGACAGGGUCCUGCGCUCUCUCAACUCCGGAUUCCGGAUCAGUCCGUUCAGAGAGGUGAACACGGGGUUCGCGUUACACCAAGCAUGUAAAGUGUUCACCUCGUAUUGCCGCCGUCAUGUUGAGAAGCGUCUGCUGCUUAUCACUGAUGAGAUUUCGUCUGACACGGGCCUGUCAAGAAUACAGAGUGAAAAACUGAAAGCCAAGGGUGUGCGGAUAAUUGUCAUAGGUUCUGAUGUGACGGAGGCUAACCAACUGGCCAGUGGGCCCCAGUACGUCUUCAAGAUCAACAGCUACACCAACAUGCCUUCACUAGAUGCCGUGUUGGUGGCAUUUAAAUAAAUGAUGCAAUUAUAUUUUCGGAACGAUCUAUGACAUUUCUUGUAUAAUUUGUAUUCCAAGCUUCGAUAGUCUUGUAGAUAACAAUUAUUGUGUAGUGUUUCCUGCACUUUCGGUUAAGGCAUCUUAUCAAACUUAACUACAAAUGAUUUGACGUUAAUUUAAAAUACAAGUGAAUUGGUGUUCACUUUUAAACUACAUGCGAUUUUAUUUUAUUUUGAACUACAAGUGAUUUUGACCUUCAUUCCAUCUGUAAAUGAUCUGACAAAUUCUACAAGUGAUUUUGCAUUCUUUCAAACUGCAAAUCAAAUGUGACAUUAUUUGCAAAUGAAAGUAUAAGAGAUUCUAAAUUAAUUCCAACAACAAGCUAUUCGAUUUUUAUUCUCAAAAGUGACUUGAAAUUAAUUUCUUCUGCGAGUGAUUCGACAUUUGUUCUUUACUAUAAGUGAUUUGACAUAAUUUCCAACAACAAAUAAUUUUAGCUUCAUUCAAAUUGCAAGUGAUCAAAUAUUAAUUCAAAUAAAGCACGGACCUAUAUGUUUGUAUAGGUCCCUGAAAAAAGCGAUUAAUUCUUACGUCAAGCAAUUUGAUAUACGUUUAAACUAUAAGUGAUUUAAAACUUAUUCAAAGUACCGGUGAAUUAAUGUUUGUUUAAACUAGAUGUGAUUUAUCAUAUAUUCAAACAACAGUGAUGUGACAUUCAUCAAACUUCACGUGAUUUGACAUAAUAUCCAACUUCUAGCAAUUUGACAUUAAUUCCAACAACAAGUGAUUUGCUAUUUAUUCAAACUUAAAGUGAUUUGUUAUUAUUUCCUGCUACAAGCGAUGUGCUAUUCUUUCAAAUAACAAAAGAUUUACACAUUUGUUGAAACAACAAGUGAUUUCAAACAAGAAGUGAUUUCUUACGCGCUCAAACUAUAAGUAAUUAAACAAGUUUUCAAACUAUACAGGAUUUGACAUGAGUUAAAACUACAAAUAAAUUAACAUGUAUUCUAGCUACGAGUGAUUUGACAUUCAUUCAGACUACAAGUGAAUUCACAUUUAUUCAAACUAAUAGUGAAUUGACAUUCAUUCAAACUACAAGUGAAUUCACAUUCGUUCAAACAAUAAGUAAUUUACCAUUCAUUUAAACUACAAGUGAAUUCACAUGUAUUCAAACUAUAAGUAUUUUACUAUUCAUUCAAAUUACUAGUGCUUUGACAUUUAUUCAAACUACACUGAGUUUAACAUGUAUUCUAACUGCAAGUAUUUUUAAGAUUUAUUUAAACCUCCUCUGAUGUGUGUCAUUUGUUAAUUACCAUCUACCGUUGAUUUACCAUACAGGUUAACUAUUACGAUUUAACUUUAUUAUUUACUAGCAUUAACUUUAUUUUUUUGGUGUUUUGAUUUCGCCUGUUUAGAUCAAAGAUCUAUAUAUACACAUGUUUUUUUUUUUAUAGAUCUUUGGUUAAGAUCCUGCAAAUAGCAAAAUAAAUGUGAUGGUUCAUGGUGUGUGUUUUUAACCAGGUUUUUCGAAGAAAAUAACUGGUUAUUAGAUUGGCGAAUGUCGGCGGGCGGGCUGGCGUGCGGGCGGAACAAGCUUGUCUGGGCCAUAACUCUGUCGUUCAUUGUCAGAUUUUAAAAUCAUUUGACACAUUUGUUCACCAUCAUAAGACGGUGUGUCGCGCGAAAGAAUCACGUCGAUAUCUCCAAGGUCAAGUUCACCAUUUGAGUUUGAAGGUCAAAAAUGGCCAUAAAUGAGCUUGUCCAGGCCAUAACUUUGUCGUUCAUCGUCAGAUUUUAAAAUCAUUUGGCAUAUUUGUUCACCAUCAUUAGACGGUGUGUCGCGCGAAAGAAUUACGUCAAUAUCUCCAAGAUCAAGGUCACAAAGGUCAAACAUGGCCAUAAAUGAGCUUGUCCGGGCCAUUACUUUGUGAUUCAUUGUGAGAUUUUUAAAUCAUUUGGCACAUUUGUUCACCAUCAAUAGAUGGUAUGUCGCGCGAAAAAAUCAUGUUGAUAUCUCCAAGGUCAAGGUCACAAUUUGAGUUUGAAGGUCAACAAUGGCCAUAAAUGAGCUUGUCUGGGCCAUUACUAUGUCAUUCAUUGUGACAUUUUAAAAUCAUUUGGCACAUUUGUUCACCAUUAUUGGACGGUGUGUCGCACGAAAGAAUGACGUCAAUAUCUCUAAGGUCAAGGUCGCCACAACUAAAAAUAGAUUUUGAAACAACUAUGUAACUAUGGAAGGAUGAUAACUCAAGAACGCUUAGGCCUAGGAUCUUGAAACUGCAUAGGUACAUUGAUCAUGACUGGCAGAUGAUCCCUAUUGAUUUUCAUGUCACUAAGUCAAAGGUCAAGGUCACAGUUACUUGAAAUAGUAAAAUAGUUUCCGGAUAAUAACUCAAGAAUGCUCACGCCUAGGAUCAUGAAAUUUCAUAGGUUCAUUGAUCAUGACUGGCAGAUGAGCCCUAUUCACUUUCAGGUCACUAGGUCAAAGGUCAAGGUCACAGUGACUCGAAACAGUAAAAUCGAUUCCGGAUGAUAACUCAAGAAUGCUUACACCUAGGAUCAUGAAACUUCAUAGGAACAUUGAUCAUGACUGGCAGAUGACCCCUAUUGAUUUUCAGGUCAAAAGUCAAGGCCACAGUGACUUGAAAUAGUAUCAUGGCUUCUGGAUGAUAACUCAAGAAUGCUUACGUCUAGGAUCAUGAAACUGAAAAGGAACUUUGAUCAUGACUGGCAGAUGACCCCUAUCGAUGUUCAUGUCACUAGGUCAAAGGUCAAGGUCACAGUGACUCGAAACAUUAAAAUGGUUUCCGGAUGAUAACUCAAGAAUACUUACGCCAUGGAUAAUGAAACUUCAUAGAUACAUUGAUCAUGACUGGCAGAUGACCCGUAUCAAUUUUCAGGUCACUAGGUCAAAGGUCAAGGUCACAGUGACUCGAAACAGUAAAAUGGUUUCCGGAUGAUAACUAAAGAAUAAUUAGGCCUAGGAUCAUGAAACUUCAUAGGUACAUUGAUCAUGACUGGCAAAUGACCCCUAUUGAUUUUCAGGUCACUAGGUCAAAGGUCACAGUGACAAAAAACUUAUUCACACAAUGGAUUCCACUACAACUGACAGCCCAUAUGGGGGCAUGCACGUUUUACAAACAGCCCUUGUUUUCUAAUUGAAAUCAAUGUCAAUUUUACACAAUAGGGUUAACAAUACGCAUUUGGAAUGGUCUCCCUUAAUCAGACUUUUUUUCAACUGAAAACCUGGUUUUGUGACAAUUUUGUCCCUUCUUCUAAAUUUAGUCUUGAAAAGAAUUAGAACAGAAAUUAUUAUAAAUAUAUAAGCUGGACUUAUAUAGGUCAAUGUAGGAAACAAAUGUGGAUAUAUUUGCGUUUCUUCCUCUGUUUAUGUAUGGAAUAAAACUAUUUAUCUUAUGUUUCAAUGAUUUUUAAAUUAAGUGUCCACAUGUGUUCAAUAACAGUAACCUGCAUAAUACCAUUUCUGUAACCAACAUAUGGAGAAAUAAAUAAUCGGAAAUA